Messenger RNA from Erythranthe guttata (spotted monkey flower), 1665 nucleotides. It is a transcript of the gene FBS4, whose product is annotated as F-box family protein. Lineage: Eukaryota; Viridiplantae; Streptophyta; Magnoliopsida; Lamiales; Phrymaceae. The record is from RefSeq and is a predicted model, not a curated record. Gene Ontology annotation, molecular function: protein binding.
AGAUGGGUUUAUUGUUAUAAUUUAGUCUAAGUUUAGAGGUUAUUUAGUAAUUUACUAUAAUGAAACCCAAUGGAAUGGACCACACACCAAUCAACAAAAUCUAUCCCCCGGAAUCUAUGGCAACGUCAGAAUUACAUAGGAUUCUCCACACGAGGCACACGCGACGCACGUGUAAGUGUCACUAUCACAAUGGGAACCGACAAAUUACCAUUAUAUCCGCUCAUUUAAUAUAUAAUAAUUUGGUAACUGUUCCUCGAAAAAAUGGCGGGCAAAUACCCUAUCCAAAUUGAAUUCAAAUUUUCGCUUAAACAAAACUGGAAACCCUAGCCCCACCUCCCCUCCCAUUCCUCCAUUUCCCUCCUCUCAUUUUUUAUUUCUCUCUCUCUUUCGCGCCGCGCACAGUUCAAAGUUUUUUGUUCUCUCUCUCUCUCACUUUUGCGGCUCAACUCGCACCUCGAAUUCUCUCGAUUCCGAUCUCUUCUCCAUGAUUGUACGCGUGAUUUUCAAGGCGGAAAGUUAAAAGGAACAAUUUUGGGAGAUUGAGAAAGGAGCCCUAAAUCAUGGGCAAAGUGUCUCCAAAUGAACGGCAGCCGAAAAACGGGGGGAGACAAAAGAGAAAGUCAAAGAAUUCAAAUAGCAAGUAUUUGAAACCCGGUGCUCUCGCACAGCUUCGAAAUACCCGGGCUUCUAAAUCUUGUACAGAUCUCGGGAAGAAACGAGUUGCGGUUUCAAACGCAAAGCAGAGUGGAGUUGAAAUUUCUGAGGUUCGGCAAAAGAAAAACGAGAGCCCUAGCACGCCUUUGUCUUCCGUAAGGUUCCAAUUUGGUGCUAUGAUUGGAAAUGCUGAUUUAUUUAGUCGGGAUCAUUUACAGAGCACCCCAAAGACCCCUCGAGCUGAAGAACACGACUCUGAGUCGAGGCUCGAAUCUCUCCCCACUGAUUUACUGGUCAAAAUACUCUGCCACCUGCACCAUGAUCAGCUUAGAGCAGUUUUCCAUGUCUCUCAGAAAAUCAGGAAGGCAGUUGUAAUAGCAAGGCAGUUCCAUUUCAAUUACACCACUCCAGAUAGAUCAAGGCAAGAGAUGCUCAACACAAAGACUCCACUCCCAACUGAACACUGGCCUUUUAUGAGCAAGGGAGGUGGAAAGGGGUUGUUUGCAAGUCCACACACACCAAAGGCACCGAAGCAUGGGCCCCGCCCGCCUUCUCGUUUGAAGUUCACUGAGAUGCGUCAAGUUUCAGCAGUUCUGUUCCAAGAGUCUUCGUUUUCUUCAAAGUAUUUGGUGCCUUCGGUUAUUCAAAAGCCCGUUUGCAAAUCACUGGCUUCGAAUAGAGUCCUAUUCUACGAGGAUGAGUUGUGCCAGGCUGUUGCUCAAAACAAACUUCGUUGAGUUUAUUUUACUUUAUCAUUGGUUCAUUUCUUAUGAACUGACUGACUGAUCAAUAUAUGUGUAUAUCAUAUGCCCUCUUUUUAUUUAUUUCUUUUUCUCAACUAGUAGGAAGUAAAGUAGGUAGGGGUUUAGUUUUGUUAUGACUUAUGUGGAUGGUUUUUUUUUUCUUGGUGAAAUAAUGUAUUAUACUACUAGUCAGUUUGUACAGUAACCAUGGUUAAGACACGUGUCGGUUUUUUAUUAGUGGAUAUUAUGUUCUAUCUUUUUUGUUUUA